Messenger RNA from Myotis davidii, 2192 nucleotides. RefSeq names its product pantothenate kinase 3 (gene PANK3). The coding region runs from base 42 to 1109 and encodes 355 amino acids. Gene Ontology annotation, cellular component: cytosol; nucleus. The record is from RefSeq and is a predicted model, not a curated record. Lineage: Eukaryota; Metazoa; Chordata; Mammalia; Chiroptera; Vespertilionidae. Gene Ontology annotation, molecular function: ATP binding; pantothenate kinase activity. The transcript has 6 exons. Gene Ontology annotation, biological process: coenzyme A biosynthetic process.
CAUUUUUCCUGUUUUUAUCCACAGCUUUCCCAUGGUUUGGUAUGGACAUUGGGGGAACUCUAGUAAAACUCUCAUAUUUUGAACCGAUUGAUAUCACAGCAGAGGAAGAACAAGAAGAAGUUGAGAGCUUGAAAAGUAUCCGGAAAUAUUUGACUUCUAAUGUAGCAUACGGAUCCACAGGUAUUCGGGAUGUACACCUUGAACUGAAGGAUUUAACACUUUUUGGCCGAAGAGGGAACCUGCACUUUAUCAGAUUUCCAACCCAGGACCUGCCUACUUUUAUCCAAAUGGGAAGAGAUAAAAACUUCUCCACAUUACACACGGUGCUAUGUGCUACAGGAGGUGGUGCUUACAAGUUUGAAAAAGAUUUUCGCACAAUUGGAAACCUCCACCUGCACAAACUGGAUGAACUUGACUGUCUUGUAAAGGGCUUGCUGUAUAUAGAUUCUGUCAGUUUCAAUGGACAAGCAGAGUGCUAUUAUUUUGCUAAUGCCUCAGAACCUGAGAGAUGCCAAAAGAUGCCUUUUAACCUGGACGACCCCUAUCCACUGCUGGUAGUGAACAUUGGCUCGGGAGUCAGUAUUCUAGCAGUCCAUUCCAAAGACAACUACAAACGAGUAACUGGGACAAGCCUUGGAGGAGGUACCUUUCUGGGCUUAUGCAGUUUAUUGACUGGCUGUGAAAGUUUUGAAGAGGCUCUGGAAAUGGCAUCCAAAGGGGACAGCACCCACGCUGACAAGCUGGUCCGUGAUAUUUAUGGAGGAGAUUAUGAAAGAUUUGGUCUGCCAGGUUGGGCUGUAGCAUCUAGUUUUGGCAACAUGAUUUAUAAGGAGAAGCGAGAAUCUGUUAGUAAAGAAGAUCUAGCAAGAGCUACUUUAGUUACUAUCACCAAUAACAUUGGUUCUGUGGCACGAAUGUGUGCUGAUAACGAGAAAAUAAACAGAGUUGUCUUUGUUGGAAACUUUUUACGAGUCAAUACUCUCUCAAUGAAACUUUUGGCAUAUGCACUGGAUUACUGGUCAAAAGGACAACUGAAAGCAUUGUUUCUAGAGCAUGAGGGAUACUUUGGAGCAGUUGGUGCACUUCUUGGGCUGCCAAAUUUCAGCUAAAAGCAUCAGGUUUAUCUCUGAUAAUAAAUGUCAUCCAAGAGGAACUGAAAACCACAGGCAUAAUUGCUGCAUUAUUUGUCACUGGAAACGAAGGAUAAAAGAGUAGCACUAUUCCUGUUGCUUUUUAAAUGUCAAAAUGGUAAGCUGCUAAAUGUUGCCAUAGUAACAGCAAGAACUCGGUAGCAGGUGAAGUAUUUCUAAUUGAAAUGCUUUCCCUUUUGUAUAUAGCCAGUGUUAAAUCCUUAAAUGCAGUACAGCCUCUGAUUAUUGAGCUUUCUCUCAAAAAGAUUUUCUAUUUAUUUUAUGUAGCCAACAUUGCAGUACUGUAUGCUCAAACAAAUCUUAAAAGGCUCAGAAAUGUUUAUCUCAUAAAAAUAAUUAAUUCUGAAUAUUUGUUACAAGUCUGUUCUAUGUUUUGGGUAUUAGUAAGCAGACCGUAACAUACCCUGUAUCAAAAUAAAUUGAAAUGGCAAUCAAAGAUGAUAAUUUUUAUGUGAUUUUAGAAAUGUCAAGGCAAUACUAAUUAUUCAUUGUUGUUUUCCUAACAUAUCCCCCCAAAAAGCAUGUUUAUGUGAUCUUUUCCCAGAAGUAUAACCUUUUUAAAAGAAGUACCUUUUUCAAAUGCCAUAAUUUAAUUGAAAUAUUAGCCUGAAUUUUAAAUGAAUCUAGAAAAUGCACAUAUUUGGUGACAUUGCACUUUCUAGAUUUUAUUGUUAAUCAGUACAUUUACAGUGUUUAAUAUUUUGUAAUUGGAAGCUUAAUUAUUUAUUUGAAAGUCCUAUGAUGAGGUCCCAAAGACUAUUCUAACGAAGUAUGGUUUGCAUGAUUGGAGAGUUCUUUCUGUACCACAUUUAUCUCAGGCCCAGACUCAGUCCUUUCUGUCUAAUUAGGUCUGAACCAUCAAAGCUAAAGACUUAAUUCUAUUAUGAACAGCCACAAAAUCACAUUUAUUCUAAAUUGAUGUUAUAGAAGUCAGAGUGCUUUUGAAACUGGAAUUCAGAGGCCAUACUGCAAAAUUAUAAAAGGAUCAGUGUUUUUGUACAUCCUGGUAAUAAAAAUUAUAAUUCCUAAAUUUACUGUAAA